AUUGUAAGGGGUUACAUUUAGCUGGCCGUGGGUUGUAGUACGCGGCGUUCGGGAUAGGGGGCUAUAGUACCUUCAUGCAUGGCCCAUAAAGGAUUCGUCGACUAUCCGAGAAGUACGCAAGAAACGGCUUCUAACACCUGACAGAGGGGCCACGGCUCUUCUCUUCUCUCUCUCCUCGCAGUGGUGCGCCGUUCCAUCGGCUGCUGGCUGCCGUCGUCGCUGCCGUCGCUGCCGUCGCCGUCGCUGUCGCCGUCGCCGUCGCCGUCGCCGUCGUCGUCGCCGUCGUCGUCGUCGUCGUCGCGCUCGUCAUCGUCAUCGGGCCUGCCAACAAUUCCGUGAACGAGAAGAGUGAACGCGCGCGCAAAUGAGUCCGUGAAUAUCUCGGAGAUGGAUCGACGGUGAGAUGAUCGGUUCGCAAUAGUCGUGAUCGGCCUUAGCUCGCUCGUUAGCUCGUUAGCUCGUUCGCUCGUUCGCUCGCUCGCUCGCGCGCGCGCGCGCUAUUUUCGCGGUUUUUAUUAUCCCGUCUGAUACUUGUGACAAGAGAAAGAAAUGUGUUGGCUUGUUGUCUGAGUGACGAUAGAUAGAUGUGAAGGAUAGUCUUGGAGGGAGGAGGAAGAGGAGGAAGAGGAAGGGUAUAUAAUAAUUGUCGAUAGAAUUAAAGAGUGAUAGAGGAGUUGGAAAUAGAUAUAAGAGGAAGAGGAAGAAUCAAAAGCAAGAGGAAUAAGAAGAAGAAGAAGAGGAAGAGAAAGAAGAGAGAGCAAAGAGCAAUGACGAGGCAUCCGCCGGCGCGGAGGACGGCACGAGGCUGCCGGCGCUGAGGACGUCGGCACGGAGGACGUCCGAGCGAGGGCCGACGCCGGACGAGGAGGGAUCGCGGCGAUAGGGCUCGAUCGCUCAUCGGCCAGGCGAUAUGAGUUCGAAAUUCAUAAUCGAUAGUAUGCUACCAAAGUAUCAUCAGCAGUUCCAUCACCAACAACUGUUCACUAGCACGAAUCCCGGUACGAUACAGGCCUGUACCGCUGCGAGCAGUCCGGCGAGCGCGGCUGCGAGCUUAGAAUCAAGCCUAUCCGCGGCUGCGGUCGCGGCCGCGGCAGUAAAUUACGCACAGCAGCACAAUUCGCCGAGUCCGACGGGCUCGAGCCCUCAACACUCGGGUAGUUCGGCCUCGACCUCGCCGGCGGCCCGCACCGCAUCAAGCAUGUAUCCUUACGUUUCGGCCGCGGCCGCGCACCAUCAUCAUCAGCAACAACAAGCGGUCGCGGCGGCCGCGUUCGGUGCGACUUCCAGCAUGGUUCCUGGAUUCGGUUCGAGCGCGGCCGCAGCCUCCAGCGCUGCCCUCGCCGCGGCAGCGGCCGUCGACGCCGCAACAGCCGGUGACAAAUCUUGCCGUUACACCGCCAGCCUUGCUGGAAAUGUCGCACCAACAUCGGCCGACCCUAUGGUCAACUAUACCCUCGGCCAUCAUCAUCAAAACGGUGCUACCCCUGGUAGCCUCGUCUCUUCCGCCUCGGCUUCCUCCGCCGUAUCGGCCGCUUCCGCAUCUAUGGCCGCGGCGGCACAGUUCUAUCAUCAGGCCGCCGCGGCCUCGGCCGUCGUCGACCCUCUCACCUCCUGCCAGCAGCCUACCACCGGUCAACCUGGUAUCUCGGACAUUCCUCGCUACCCCUGGAUGUCCAUCACAGAUUGGAUGAGCCCCUUUGACAGAGUCGUAUGCGACGAUCGUAAUUAUUAUUUUCCAGGUCCAAACGGUUGUCCGAGGCGCCGUGGCAGACAAACGUACACGCGGUUUCAAACGUUGGAGCUCGAGAAGGAGUUCCACUUCAACCACUACCUAACGCGACGGCGGCGAAUAGAAAUCGCGCAUGCCCUCUGUCUGACGGAAAGACAGAUUAAAAUCUGGUUUCAGAAUCGCCGAAUGAAGCUGAAAAAGGAACUGAGGGCGGUAAAGGAGAUCAACGAGCAGGCGAGACGAGAACGAGAGGAGCAAGACAUGAUGAAGAAGCAGCAGGCAGAGAAGCAGGCGAAGAUGCAGCAGGAGCAACAAAAUGCUGCUCUACAGCAUCAACAGCAGCAUCAUGUAAGCGGUCUGGACAAGUCGCAGAGCGAUCUACUCAAGGCGGUUAGUAAGGUGCCAACAUAGGAGACCUUGCUGAACCGACUCUCUUUCUUUUAAAGGAAGAAACUAGAGACUGAAGCGACCUGGACGGAUACGCCUACGAAAACGAGCGGACGGCUGGUAAGCGGACGGCUUCUUCCUCGCCUUCCUCCUCACCCUCCAUUAUAACCACCUUCUAUUCCUCAAACUUCUUCACCGCUUCGUUAAGAGGAAGGAACAAUGAAGGAAGGAAAGAAGGAAGCUUGACUAUGGAUCCUGCGACACCGAGAGCGUAGCACGAACAAGAAGAUAGGAUUCGCCUGGUCGGGUAUAUCCUUUUUCGAUCCUCUUUUCCCUCUUAUUCCUCUCUUAGCUACUUAUAUUCUUAUUAUUCCACCUUCAUAUUCCUUCGAUCAUACCCCAAAACCAACGAGGAAAGGCAGCGAGGUAGACGUUUCGCUAACAUAGUAGAAAUAUCGAAAAACGCAUCGAAGUCUCGAUUCACAUGUACUUACUUACUUACUCGAUGACCGGCCACCAAGCUUCCCUCCGCAAAUAAGGAGAAUGGCGAUCGGGAUACCGGCUGGUCUCUGACUGAUUCCUAGAACGUAUAACGUGUAUUUGUUAAAUCGGCGAGCGUGAUCGACGGAAAUAAAGGAUGACGGCCUUCCUCAAGAGGACGAAAAUAUGUAAUGGCUCCCAAACAAAGCCGAUACUCGGUGAGACGCGAAAGAGAAAGUGGUGGGGGUUGGGGAAUGACAAAAGGGUCGAUCGAGAAAACAGAGAGAGUGAGAGAAAGAGAGAGAGAGAAGGAGAGAGGAAAGAGCGAGAGAGAUAAACGAAAGUUUUCGACUCGAAAGGAACGAUUAGGCUUUGACCUUCGUAUAUCGAACAGAGCACACGAAACUGCCAUCGGAGGUCGACCGAACGCUCAUUUUCGACGUGCUCCAUGUUUAUACUUGGCUAAACGCUAAAAGGUUAGAGAGGAUAUUUCUCUACGACCUCUCUCAUUCUCUCUCUGCCCUUCGGAUAGAUCGCAGCGAGGAAGUCGGAGCAACGAACGUAGCGCUUGCGAAAAUUUUCGACAGCUCGCUAACGCUUCUCUACUUCCGGUAUUCGUUAGGUAUUAUUAUUAUUAUUAUUAUUAUUAUUAAAUAUUAAUUAUUAAUUAUUAUUAUUAUUAUUAUUAUUAUUAUUAUUAUUAUUAUUAUUAUUAUUUUGCGUCUUUCAAAAAGAUUUCUUCGUUUGUUGCUCGUCACAGAAUGAUUCGAUCAAUCACGAUAGAUUCUCGCUAUUGUUGUUUCGGAGCUCGCUUUUGCGUAUUAUAUAUCUACACAUAUAUGUAUACAUAUAUGUAUAGAUAUAUAUACACGCUUUUCUUUCUUUCCUUUUUUCUCAACGACGGCGAAGAGAAAAGAGAGAGGAGAAAAAAAUAUAUGCAGGAUAAAUACGAAUGGGACGACGACGACGUCGAAGACGCGCGCGGCGGAAGGAACGCGACAGACGACUCGGCAGCUACUAUUGACGUUAAUAAUAAUAUCAUUAUUAUUAUUAUUAUUAUUAUUAAUUAUUUUUAAUUAUUAUUAAUUAUUAUUAUUAUUAUUAUAAAUAUUAUAAUUAUUAUCAUUAUUAUAGUUAUCAUUAUUAUUAUUAUUAUUAUUAUUAUUAUUAUUAUUAUUAUAAUUAUUGUUGUGCCGUUCACAAUAUUGUUUCUCGAUGAAGACGAGGUCUCGUCGAAAAAUUUUUAUUUUUUUACGAGCAUCGCAUCGAAGGUCGUUAAAUUUUCUAUAGAAAUUGUUAGAUUUCUUCUUAUUAUUUUUCUUUUUAUUCGAGUUAUCAUGCGUUAGAAAUGUUAUCGGCUCUUCGAACAUGUCGUUCGUUUGAAGUCGAGAAAUCUUUAUUUUAGUUACGCGACUUGUAAGCGUUGAGAGAUUUUUAUUGGAUGAAACAACAAGAACCGGUAAUUCUUGCCACAUCGCGAACGAUAUCGGUAUAUUUACGUGCGAGAUAGUUAUCUGCGAAAGCGGGAUGCUAUUUUUUUUAAUAAUUUUUUUUCUCUUUUAUUUUUUUCUUAAUUUUAUUCUUUAUUAUUUUAUUUUAUUUUCUUUCCCAUUUGUAAUUCUAUUAAACGUUGUGAAACAUUGAAAAUUUAUAUGAUUUUCUAUGCGUUCGAACGGUUGAUCGGUCGGUCGGUGCAAUGUCGUUCGGCUUUUUUGCUAUUUUUCGCGUUCCUUCUAUUUUCGAAAUCUUCGGCUUCUUCUUUUCCGCAAAACCGACAUGAACUCGAACCGAUACUGAAACAAAUAUGUAAGGUUGAAAACAAUUAUAACGACAAAAAAAAGAAAAGAAAGAAAAAGAAGAAAAAAGAAAAAAAGAAAAGAAAAAAGAAGGCGCGCACAUGCACCGUAAAAGAAUAUACGGAGCAAGCAAGCAAGUAAGAAGAAUCUCACCGGACGAGUAUCUCACUCUUAGUACAUUAAAUACGUAAUUUGGUGUCAGGGUAGACCUUUCCAUAGAUAUAGAAUCCCGUUGUUGGUAUUACAUACUUAACAAUUAGAUUAUUCGUAAAGAAGCGAGAAAACGUUAUGCGAAUGGGAACGAGCGAACAAGCAAGCGAGCGAGCGUGCGAAUGAGCGAGAGAGAGAGAGAGAAAGAGAGAGAGCGAAAGAGAGAGAGAGAGAGAGAGAGAGAGAGAAAGAGAGAGAGAGAGAGAGAAUGAGAGAAUGCGAAAUAGAGACAGCAUUAAGCGAAAUUAAGCAACUUGGAAUUAUAUAGUAUAAAAAUUAAUGCAUAUUAUUUUUCUCUCAUCCUCCUCGAGCCCCAGUGCCGCUUGCUAUACUCAAAUCCUGACCGCGAUUCGUAUUUACUUUAUCUAUCGAUCGCCCCCGUAGUAUAGCAAAAGUAUAGCAUACAGAUUUUUAAAGAUGUGACGCGAUCAUAGGUGUAUGUUUCGGAGACAUUUUAACAAAAAGAAGUAAAGAUAAUCGUCCGAUUUGGAGUAUGUAUAUAUAUAUGCAUAUAUGUAUGUAUGUAUGUAUGUAUGUAUGUAUACAUAUAAUAUCUAUAUUUAUUACGAUGCCAUUAAAACUAUUACGAAUCGUGGAAGAGUCAAUGAUAUACGUAAAGUUGUAGAAAAAGAGAAAGAUGGUGAAAUACUAUAGAAACACGCAUACGCGUAAUUGCAUACCGCCAUAUUUACGUAAAUAUACGUACAUUAAAAAAAAAGCUAACAGAAAAAUCUCUUCGAAAGUCAGGAUGUAUCGUACGCGGCGCAUUGUAAGAAAUGAUAACAACGUAAAGCCAUAUUGUACACAGUACCGUAUUAUAUAUAAAAAUAUAUAUUAUAUUAAAAGUAAUAGGUAUGUUAUUAUAUAUAUAUAUAUAUGAAGAAAGAAACCGAAGAAACCUAUCAGACACACCUAAACACAUACCUAUAUAAAUACACACCAAGAAAUUUUGAUAGAGUGAUAACGUUUUAGAAUACGUAUAUAUGAAAUGUACGUAAUUAAAAAAUAAUAACGCGAGCGUUAAUAAUUCGACGAACCGUACGAAUGGAUGUUGAAAAAUAAAAAUAAAAUUAACGAGGCCGAAAACCGGCUGGCGACUCUUUAACGAAAAAAAGAAGAACAAAGAUGAGAACGAGGAAAAGAAAGCGAGAAGAUAUUAAAAAAAAGAAACGAAAAAGGGAAAACGAACAGACAUCCGUAUCGAAGGCGAAAAAUAUCCAUUCACAUACAGAGGAUAACGGAGGUGAGGCCGCGUUUUUAUUACUACUCUACCGCUGAUUAUCUUAAAGCUAAACUAAUAAUUAUAAAUACUAUCUUGUACGUAACGUUUAACGAUUAAGCUUGCGCAUGCGAGUUCGUGAAGACGAUGUUACUUCUCAGACGAUGAAAAUAUCUCUCCGCGCAUAGCGAAACGCGCAUACCGCAAUCCGUAAAGAGAGAAAGAAAAAAAAUAAAGAAACAGAAAAAGAAAGAGAGAGAGAGAGAGAAAGAGAAAGAAAGAAAGAAAGAAACAGAUAGAUACGUAGAAAGAUUCAAAUACAUAGGCUGGGCGUAUGCGUAUGUAAAUAAAUGGAUAAAAAAAAAGGAAAACAAAAAGAAACACAGAGAGAGAGAGAGAGAGAGAGAGAGAGAGAGAGAGAGAGAGAGAGAGAGAGAGAGAGAAAUGUAAAAUAUGCGCGUAUUGAGAAUAUGCAUGGGCGUCGACUAGAUUGGAUUUCUCGAUGGAAAAUCGUUCGAGCUAGUCUAUCCUUCUGCUAAUCCUUACUUUUUCUUUACGUUUUACGUAACGUUACCGAACGAGUGAAAGCUGUAUCGUGGCGCGUAGAAAAAGAAGAUAAAAACAGAAAAAAAGAAAGAAAGAAAGAAAGAAAGAAAGAAAGAAAGAAAGAAAGAAUAAAGAAAAAGGUUCGAACGAAUUCCAAGGGGAAUCUUCAAGGUCGGUCACGGCGUUCCUCCUCUUUCGCGCAUCCUCAACGCACAUAAAUAAACCAAUUACUCAUGUACGUAGUCGUAUAUCGGUUCCGCGCAAGCCACCACUACCAAGCUACCCUUGAUUAUCAACAUCUAUCCCUCUUUAAAUCGACUCGAGUCGAUAUAAAGAGGAUACGGCGCUUUUUUACGUAUUUCGAUUAUUUAUUUCGCAUAGGGCCGCUACAUAUUAGAAUCCUUUUGUUUCUUCCGUCGUCUACCGUCAGAGAAAAGAAUAGAGAUGGAAAUAGAUAGAUAGAUAGAUAGAGAGAGAGAGAGAGAGAGAGAGAGAGAGAGAGAGAGUGAGAGAGUGAGAGGGAGGGAGAGAGGGAGUAAAAAUAUUGUUAAAAGGAAGCAAACGAGUCGAUGUGAAAGAACGUACGCGACGUUAUUGUAUCUAUGUGUAGAAAAGCUUUACAUACUUACGACUUAUUAUUGACUAUUAUUAUUAUUAUUAUAUAUUAUAAUUAUUAAUUAUUAUUAUUAUUAUUAUUACUAUUAUUAUUAUUUUUAUCAUUAUUAAUUAUUAUUAUUAUUAUUAUUAAUAUUAUUAUUAUUAUUAUUAUUAUCAUUAUCGUUAUUAUCGUCAUUAUCAUAAUCAUCAUAAUCAUCAGCAUCAUCAUUAUCAUAGUUACGUUUUCACGUUAUAAACCGAUUAGUAUCGUUAAAUUCUUGAUAACGCUCAGCAGGAAGUAACUGCGGCAGCGGCGCCGAUACGUCCGACAAAUUAGGGAUAUACGUAAUAACGCGUAACGAUAUAUAUAUAUAGUUAUUAUUAUUAUUAUUAUUCUAAUGAUAAUUAGCACGAAAAAUUUGUACAGAUAAAUGGAGGCGAAAUAUCCUGACCGCGGUCACGAUAGUUUCUACUUAUUACAAUUAAGUCUCUUAAUCGUUAUUAGCCGUAGCGAUAAUAUCGGUACAUAGAUACAUACAUAUACGUGCGAGAGAAGAACGAAAAAAAUGAAGGAACGAUAAGAAGGAUAAGAAGAAUAAAGAAGGAGAGAGGAGACGACGGUGCUGACAAUGGCGCCUUCGGUUUGGUUACGACGAUCGAUUUUGAGAGUAGUACCGACGAAUGAGUGGAAGUGUUCUCUUUUCUCUUCUUUAUUUUUGUAUAAGUGUGUGCGCGUGUGCGCACAUGAUUGUGUGUGUGCGUUCGUAAGUAUGUAUGUGUGUGUGUGUGUGUGUGUGUGUGUAUUUUCUUCGUUCCUUAACGUUCGUUCGACACACAUGCUCGCUUUAAUACGUUCUCCGUCCUUGUUUGAAAAUUUUCAACGAAGCUUAUCAUUGAAAACACUCCACGUAAAGGCGUUUGAGUCUCAUCGAUCUUUCGUCUCAUUCUCAAAUCCUUCUUUGGUUAUCGCUAACCUUCGUAUCGGUAGAGGAGAGAAGAGAUAUAGGAAGGAAACUUUAGGUUACAAAAAAAAAAGGAAAAAAAAGGAAAGAAAAGAAAGAAAAAAAAACGUGCGCGCGCCGUCCACUUGCAAAGAAUAAUGAAAGAUAAAUAAAAUAAAGUAAAAUAAAGUAAAAUAAAAUAAAAUAAAGGAAAAGAAAAAAAAGAAAAUAAUAAUAAUAAUAAUAAUAAUAAUAAUAAUAAUAAUAAUAAUUAAAAAGUAAAAAAAAAGAAAGAAAGAAGGAAAGAAAGGAUUCAAACGAAAAAGAUACGAAAGCGAUUUUCUUUCUUCUCGGCUUACCUCUAAGUGAAUAACGGCGACUAUUUGAAGGAAAAAGGAAAAAAAAAAAAAGGAAAAAUACGAUAUAGAGAAUAUUAUUAAUUCCAAGUAACUGGCGCGUAAUCAUAUCAUGUGUAUCACCUUCAUAAUGCUUCCUCACGGCCGUCUCCGGACCCUCUCCGAACCCUCUCCGAGAGAACACUCACAUAGACCUCUCAUCCCUUCGCCUUUUUCGAUCUCAUCCCGCUUCCUUUUUGCCACUUGUCCCCCUAUUCCUCUUAUCGUAGAUGUAUUACGUUCGGAUUCGAGCAUUAUUCAUUUAAGUAUAUAUAUGUAGUUUAUACUAAAAGAAAAUAAAAAAAAAGAAGUGUCCAUAGAGAGAGAAAGAGAGAGAGAGAGAGAGAGAGAGAGAGAGAGAGAGAGAGAGAGAGAACGUGUGUGAGUAUAUGUGUAUCCAUGUAUGUGUGUAUGAAAGAGAGAGAGAGAGAGAAAGAGAAGUGUCAAACGAAUAAGCGACUAAAAUUUAGUAGUACAACUUGCCCGACUUGCCAAACUCUCGUAAAGAAAAAGAAAAAAAAAACGAAAAGAACACGUACAUAGAUAGAUAAGAGUCGCUCGAAAACGGAGAGACACGUAUCUUCAUAUUUUUUUUUAUUAUUUUUUUUUUCUUGAUUUCUUUUCUUCCCUCCUUGUUUCUCUUUGUUUUGUUUUGUUUUAUUUUCUUUUCUUUUUCCGUAUUUCUCACUUUUUCAAACGACAUUUCUUUUACGAAUCCUCCCUCGUCCCAGAAUUCGCAUUGUCUCCCACCCAACAACCCACACGUCCUAAAUCCAGGAGCCUUGCUUCUCGCACAGAGGACUUCUCUAUAUCCGAAUUAAGAGUUACAAAAAAUGGGGAAGAAGAAACUUAGAAGAGAGUGUAGUGCGUUGUCUCGUGCGUUGGUUAAAUCGACGAGCUCAUUUAACACGCUGGCGAGCGAGUGAUUUGUAAGUGCGAGCGUUGCUUCGAGGAUAUAAAUUGGCCGUUUUAUGCGUGUGCAUUUGUGUAAGUACGUGCGAAUGAAGUGUAAGAAAGAGAGAGAGAGAGAGAGAGAGAGAGAGAGAGAGAGACAGGGACACAGACAGAAAGAGAGGGAAAAAACAUUGUUGUAGUAUGCGUGAAUGAGGAUACGUGCGUCGUCGUACAGAGUCUCUUUAAAGCGAGUCCACGAAAGAAGUAAACAAAAAGCGUUUAAAAAAUGCACUAUGUUUAGAAUUUAUUUUUGGCAUUGAAAUUUAUUAUCUAUUAAAAAACGAAUAUUUACUAUUAUUAUUAAUAAGGCGUUCGAAUCCAUUAGGCAGGAUCGAGUUAAAAAUUGUUUGUUAUAUAAUAUGUUCUUUUUUACACUAUAUAGAUAUUGUCAUUGUUUAUUUAUGAACUGUUUAUUUUGCGUACUACUUUUCUUCGUACUUGUUUUUGUUGAUAUGAAAAGAGAGAGAGAGAGAGAGAGAGAGAGGAAAAAAGAAUGGAGAAAUGUGAAUGAAUGUAUAAGAGAAAAAGAAAGGGAUAGAGAGUGAUAAAAAGAGAUAGAGAGUGAUAGAGAUACGGAGACAUUUUUUUUUAUAUAAUGACAUAAUGUGACUAUCGCUUAAUCAGCGUUUGUAUUUUUAAAAACAUAUAUUAUGUACAUGUCCUCUUAAAGUUGUGAACCUUGAAUGGGGAGAGUCGGGAUCGUCGCGUAUCGUGAAUAUAUUUUUGUCCUUCUUUUCUUAAUGGAACUUUGUAAAGAAAAAUGAAUGAGUAAUAUUUGGAUUUAUUAAAAUAAUCGCAAUACGAAACGACCCCCUUCUCUUUUUUCGUACGACUGGUUGUAAUAUAGAUAGUUUCUACUUACUUUUUGCUUCCUUCUGCUCUCGCAUAUCGAUGAAUCGUAUUAUCGAGUCGAACGAUACACGAUAAAUAUAUAUAUAUUUUUUUUUUGGUUUAACUUACGAUCACAGGAAGCGUUGUUGAAAAAGAGUAGAGAUAUUAAUUUGAAUCCGUAAUUAGUUUAAUACGUGAUUUCAAGUUUGUUUCGUUUUUAUUUGAUUUUAUAUCCCGGCCAAAUUGUUUAAAUAAUUUCUUUAUGACAAAUUCGACACUUCGUUUCUAAACACUAUUUCUUGUGUUUUAUUAGUUCGUACGUAUCUACAUAUGUAUGUAUAUACGUCUACGAUAACGUUGUAUAUACCGUUAUAUAUAACUACUUUAUAUCUUUAUAACGAUUUGGCAUAAUCUCGAUCAUAGUUCUUAUGUGUAUAUGAUAUAUACGUGUUUUUUUUUUUUUUAUCUUUUUGUACAAUAAGAAAGAAUCACACGAUCGUGUUGUUUCGUUUCUCGUUGAAACUCUCGUUUCGCGAUGAGCUUUGGCGUUAUUAACAAUAGAUAUAUGAAAGAGUCCGUGUUUUUCUUUGUCUUUGAUUAUUUUUUUUCUCUUUUUUAUUAUGUCAUAGAUUUAUAACGUUUCUCUUAGAGACUCAACUACAUUUUUAAGUUUUUUUUUUUUUCUUAGUAGAAUUAUUUGUUUGUUGUUUUCGAUAUUAUAUGCGAUGAAAAAAAUGAAAAAAAGAGUGAACAGAUUAUUAGUGGCUCGCGUUAGUAGUGUUUCAUUUAUUUUCUUCCUUUUUUCUAAAAAAAAAAAAAAAAUCGAAAAAAAGACGAAACAAAACGAACAAAAAAAGAAAACACAAAAAAAGAGAUAAACUAACGCGAGACCAAAAACAUGCCGGGCCUGUGCAUAUGUAUCUUCCCCUCGAACCCUUUCGUCCUAAAGUCCCUUUUUUUUCUUUUUACACGAAAAAAAGGAACAAUAGGACUGUAAAACGUGACAAAACAAAAGACUCAUUUUCGAAAGACCGACGAUCAGUAUGAUCGCGCGUUUCGUUCUUGCGAGCAAACGAGAAGACGCGACACGUAGGAAGGAAAUUGAAUGAAAAAUAAAAAAGAAAAGCGAAAAGAGAAAAGAAACAAAAAAAACAACAUGAAUCAAAUGAAGAAAAUGUGAAAAUUAUAAUAGUCUGUCUCGCUGUACAAUGCGUUUGCGAUGCAACGAAAAAAUUGAGUGAACUUAAUCUAUGACUUGCGUAUUAUCGUCUUGCUGUACCUAUUAAGCCAAAUGGAAGCCAUUGGUAUUAUUUGAAGAAACUCUCGAUGUAAAUAUUGAUACGUUGCGUGAAAACUAAAAGGGUUUGACAACAUCUUCCUCCCCCCUACCAUCUGAUGAACGAAGGUCCUCCAGGAUCGGCGAUCAUCGGUAAAAGAAAACAAGAGAGAGAGAGAGAGAGAGAGAGAGAGAGAGAGAAAGAGAGAAUGAGAGAGAGAAAGAGAGAGAGAUUGAGAGAGAGUGAAAGAGAGAGAGAGAGAGAGAGAGAGAAAGAGAGAAAUGGAUUAAUGAUAAUUAGUAAGACACUGACACACACAUUCACUCAUAAACAUACAUAAUACACGUACACAGCGAUCCGCGCUUCUAAACGCGUGCCGGUGAAUUAAAACCUAAUUAAUAUAUAACUAUAACGAUUAAAAAAAAAAAGUGCGUAGCUGUCCUUCAAUACCUACCUACCAUGUUAAGUAAUAAAAGUAACGAAAUAAUGAAGUCUCAUGUCUACUGACUAUUAAAGAUUAGUAUUAUACCGUACGAUGAAAGAUUAAUAAUAAUGAUAAUAUAAUUAUAUUAAUAAUAAUGAAUAAUAAUAAUAAUAAUAAUAAUAAAUAAUAAAAUAAUAAUAAUAAUAAUUAAUAAUAAUUAAUAAUAAUAAUAAUUAAUAAUAAAUAAUAAUAAUGAUAAACAAAAACCGAACGGAGAUGGCGAGAUUGAUGACGAUUACGUCUACGACGGGUGAGGAAGUAAUCCAUUGACAAUGAAUGUAAAUGUAUCCAUUUUCGAAACUUGAUGUAGAAUUAUACUCAUAAGCUAUAUCUAUGAUAUACAAACGAAAUAAAAACACAUAGUAAAUUAUGGUAGA
Molecule: messenger RNA, 12223 nt
Organism: Vespula vulgaris
Lineage: Eukaryota; Metazoa; Arthropoda; Insecta; Hymenoptera; Vespidae
Product: homeobox protein abdominal-A homolog
Exons: 3
Coding region: 911-2140 (409 amino acids)
Biological process (GO): negative regulation of transcription by RNA polymerase II; anterior/posterior pattern specification
Cellular component (GO): nucleus
Molecular function (GO): RNA polymerase II cis-regulatory region sequence-specific DNA binding; DNA-binding transcription factor activity, RNA polymerase II-specific
Source: RefSeq, a predicted model, not a curated record